UCCGGCGGCCGAGCGAGGCGGCAGGCGGCAUGGGCAAGAGGAGGAAAUGUGCGCUGCAGGUCAUCAUGGAAGAUGCUGGAAUAGAGAUUGAUGGACAAGUGGAAAGUGACACAGAGAGUGAAGAAGAUGAAGUGAAGGAGAAGACACCUAAGAAACGUCCCCUUAGGGAAACCAGGAGAACAAGCAGGCUUGAAAGGAAAAAGCAAGGCGAAGACAAAGAAGAAGAGAGCAAAGAGGAAGACAGCUGCAGCCAGCAGAAUGGAGCUCCUAGGAGAAAAAACCACCAGAGAGAAAAUAGAGAUGGAAAAAAGGCAGGAGGGGGAGGGAGCCGACAGAGAGGCAAAAAGGCUCCUACCAAAGAUCAGAAGGAGUCAGAGAACAAGGAAAAGAAAGCAAACGAGACAGGAAAGGAAGAGGAAAGCAAAGAGAAGACAGACAGGAAAAGCAGCACUUCUUCCAACUCCUCCAGUGAGGAGUCACUGUCAGAGGAAGAGCUGGCAAUGCUGAUGGAGCAAGUGGAGCAAAAGAAGAAACUCAUUUCCACCAUGAGGAACAAGCCCUGGAGGAUGGUGAAGAAGCUUUCAGUCCUCAGGGAGGCUCAAGCUUUUGUAGAGAAGUUUGAAGGAGCCCUGGGAAAAGGGAAGGGCAAAAAGUUGUAUGCCUACAAGAUGAUGAUGGCAAAGAAAUGGGUGAAAUUUAAGAGGGACUUUGACAAUUUCAAAACCCAGUGCAUACCCUGGGAGAUGAAGAUAAAAGAAGUGGAGAGCCACUUUGGCUCCUCAGUCGCUUCCUACUUCAUAUUUCUGCGGUGGAUGUACGGAGUGAAUCUCGUCCUUUUUGGGCUGAUCUUUGGGCUGGUCAUCAUCCCAGAGGUCCUGAUGGGAAUGCCAUAUGGCAGCAUGCCAAGGAAAACCGUGCCCCGGGCUGAGCAAGCGACAGCAAUGGACUUUUCAGUUCUUUGGGACUUUGAGGGUUACAUCAAAUACUCAGCACUCUUCUAUGGCUACUACAACAACCAGAGGACAAUUGGCUGGCUAAAAUACAGGCUGCCAAUGGCCUACUUCAUGGUUGGGAUCAGUGUGUUUGGCUACAGCCUGAUGGUGGUGAUCAGAUCCAUGGCACGCAACGCCAACGAGAGCACCGCCGACGGCGACGACGACAACUUCAUCUUCAGCUGGAAAAUGUUCACCAGCUGGGACUACCUCAUUGGCAACCCAGAGACAGCAGACAACAAGUUUGCAUCCAUCACCACCAGCUUCAAGGAGUCUAUUGUCGACGAGCAAGAAAGCAACAAGGAUGAGAACAUCCACCUGAGGAGGUUCCUGCGGGUUCUGGCCAACCUCCUCAUCAUAUGCUGCUUGUGUGGCAGUGGUUACCUCAUCUACUUCGUGGUCAAACGCUCCCAAACGUUUUCCAAGAUGCAAAACGUUGGGUGGUAUGAAAGAAAUGAGGUGGAGAUUGUGAUGUCCCUGCUGGGCAUGUUUUGCCCUCCCCUCUUUGAGACCAUAGCCGCCCUGGAAAACUACCAUCCCCGCAUCGGGCUGAAGUGGCAGCUGGGGAGGAUCUUUGCCCUCUUCCUUGGGAACCUCUACACCUUCCUCUUGGCCUUGAUGGAUGAUGUCAAUGAAAAACUAGCUGAAGAGGAUGUGGUGAAGAACAUCACACACUGGACGCUGCUUGGCCACCACAACUCAUCCCUCAGGAACAGCAGCACUGCCACCCCACCGCCUCUCGACCCCGCGGACGUGCCCAGGGGACCCUGCUGGGAGACAACUGUUGGCAUUGAGUUUGUGCGGCUGACAGUGUCUGACAUCCUGGUGACCUACAUAACCAUCCUGGUGGGAGACUUCAUCCGAGCUUGCUUCGUCAGAUUUGUGAACUACUGCUGGUGCUGGGACCUGGAGGCUGGAUUUCCAUCCUACGCCGAGUUUGACAUCAGUGGCAAUGUUUUGGGUUUGGUCUUCAACCAAGGGAUGAUUUGGAUGGGCUCCUUCUACGCGCCAGGACUGGUGGGCAUCAACGUGCUGCGCCUGCUGACCUCCAUGUACUUCCAGUGCUGGGCUGUGAUGAGCAGCAAUGUUCCUCAUGAGCGAGUCUUCAAAGCCUCCAAAUCCAAUAAUUUCUACAUGGGGCUCUUGCUGUUGAUCCUCUUCCUCAGCCUCUUGCCCGUGGCUUACACCAUCAUGUCCUUGCCUCCCUCCUUCGACUGUGGACCCUUCAGCGGGAAGAAGAGGAUGUAUGAAGUCAUUCAGGAGACCAUCGAGCUGGAUUUCCCACUCUUUGUUGCUAAGAUCUUCAGCUACGUGGCAAACCCAGGGCUGAUCAUCCCUGCGAUCCUGCUCAUGGUCCUUGCCAUCUACUACCUGAACGCCGUGGCCGAAGCCUACCAGCGCGCCAACACAGAGCUGAAGAAGAAGAUGCAGAUGCAACGUGAAGAGGAGAAGAACAAGAGGAAUAACAAAGCCAGCACUAACCCUGUGCUGCAGGACAUGGAGGAGUUGCUGACACCCAGUCCAAAGAAGGAAACUCCUCCCAAACAAGCAGAAGGCAAGAACAUGGAGCCUCCUGCUGGAACCAGCCCCGCUGGGCAACGAGGCAAAGCAGCAGCCCUGGACGGCAGCCCCAUGACCGGGGGCAGAGGAGCAGCACUGUGCCCCCCACCACACGUGUUCGUGAGGCAGCCACCGGUAUUGAGGCUUCGGGCACCCUACCUUGGGCAGCCGAGGCCCUGGGGGCAGCCCCUGGGAGCAGUCCCUGGGAGGGGGAGAGGGCAGCCACGGUACCCACCCGCUGCUCGGUAUGCCCCCUGAGGUCUCUGCUGCCAGGCAGAGCCGGAGGUGCCGCAGCAGCUGUCGGGGCCCGAGUAGGAAGCAAAUGCUCUGUGCUGGUGACCUGUAUCUGCCCAGUCCUGUCUCAGCCAGCUGUGCGGGGAAGCUCAGUAGUGCUGCGGGGCUGUUUCCCCCAGUGGCUGUGCUGCUUUCUUCUCACGAGGGAAACGGGAGGCAGCCAGGAUGGACUCAGCCACGGCACUGCUGAGCCGCUCCGCACAGGAUGCUGCCUUGCGAGCUGGCUCGGCGGUGUGAGCGCUUCUCAGUCCCUUCGAAGGCUUCUUCAGCCAGUAACAGCAGCGUGAGCUCACCUCCUUCCAGCCCUGCCUCUGCCUGAGCAAUUAAACUACGCUUUAAAGCGAGUGAGUGUCUCUGUCCAGCUUGGUGGCAGCUGCUAGGAGGAGCAGAGGACUCCUACCAGACCAGCAAAGGGGAGGUGUUGCCAGCUGCAUGUGGUAGCUUUCCUCCAGUCUGCCUACUCCAAACCAUCACCUUUUUGUUUCAGUUCCACUGUGUAGGUCUCCACCUUCUCUGGGUUCUCACUCUGCUCCUCUAGCUCAGCCUGCUGACUGUAGAUCCAUCAUUAUUUCAACCCCUAUAUGCAGCUCCUCACUCGGGAACACCUCCCAGCACAGCUGAGGGCAAGAGCUGUCACAGGGACAGGGGCCAGAAGCUGCACUGGCUCCAGCCCCUCCAGCAACUGCCCCAAGAAAGCUUCACCGGCAAAGGAGCACAGGGAAGACCAUCCAAGGCCAUUUCCUCCUGCCCAGAGGAAGUCCCUGGUGAUGGAGACUGAUGUUUCUGCAGCUGAUCCCACCCCACGAGGCAUGAUGCUCAGCAUGCCCAGCCAGGCAGAGGUUCUGCCAGGGAAUUCCUCUCUCCAUCACCCUUUUCCUGCUACUCUCCCAAGCCCUGAGGCAGCAGCUUGUCCUCUGGCAGGUGGCAGCCCAGUUUCAUCUGCAGCCAAGGCUUUAUCACUCACAAAUGCUCAGGACAGAG
Pogoniulus pusillus (Red-fronted tinkerbird) is the source of this 3827-nucleotide messenger RNA. RefSeq names its product transmembrane channel like 2 (gene TMC2). Gene Ontology annotation, biological process: vestibular reflex; detection of mechanical stimulus involved in sensory perception of sound. The transcript has 20 exons. Bases 30 to 2810 code for a protein of 926 amino acids. Gene Ontology annotation, cellular component: plasma membrane. Lineage: Eukaryota; Metazoa; Chordata; Aves; Piciformes; Lybiidae. The record is from RefSeq and is a predicted model, not a curated record. Gene Ontology annotation, molecular function: mechanosensitive monoatomic ion channel activity; voltage-gated calcium channel activity.